AUGCAGUUCCGUGUACACUUCGUGAGAGCGAACCGUUCGCGUGAUUUGCAGAUUGGGCUAGCUGGCGCCGAACGCGCGGGCGAGCCUCGAAAGAAUGAUUUCGAUCACUCUCGGAGCCAGAAAUUGUACAUUCACUACUAUGGAUUACGCUUUUGCGAGGUUAUUUCCAGACAGCCUCCCCAUGUAAGCGUCCCUUGAAGUUGGGCGAGAGUGAACCGCCUCUCGAUACGAUAGCGAAAUAAUGAAACAUGAGGAAACACGCGAAAUAGUGAAGUAAAAUAGAAUAUUAGAACAGUGAAACAGUAAAAGUGCAACGGGAGUGUAAAUUGAGGGGAACAGGUGCAUUAUCGCAUUAGCGGCAAACUUCACAGUACUUGUCUCAUGAGGCAUGUUUCAAAGGUCGCAUCCCCGUUAUAUAUAUGUAUAUAAUUGACAUUAAUGUGAUAAUGAUGUGUUUUAAUUAAGCCAGGAUAGUGAGUAUUCUAUCUUCUUAAGCACGGUGUCGCGAACCGCAGAUUAAUUUAAUCCAGACAUGAUUCAUUGAUCCCGUCAUUGUCGGAUUGACGUUCGUGGUGGCAUCAUGAAGCAGCAGCAAGAGAUUUUGGCGGGGUGGAGCGUCGUAUGGUGGUUGUUUAAAGUAUUCGGUCUCCCAAUCACCAUCCCAUGGCUGGUGUACCACUUUUUCAACAUUAUGAAGGAGAAGCGGAAAAAAGCAGCUCUUCAUGGCAAAGUAGUGAUGAUAACCGGUGCCAGUUCUGGUUUGGGAGAGGCCCUGGCUCACGUAUUCUACGAUUUGGGCUGCAGAAUCAUCUUGGUGGCUCGUCGGAAGGAAGAACUGGAAAGAGUGAAGAACGUUUUGAUGAACACUUAUCAAACAGUUCCGACGUAUCCACCCAUUAUAUUGCCAUUAGACUUGGCUAACGUUAACGAUUUGAAAGACGAAGUGUCAAAAGCUGUGAUGGUACACGGCAGGAUCGAUAUUCUGAUAAACAACGCUGGUAUCUCGCACAGAGGGGAAGUUGUUAACACGAAUAUCGACGUGGACAUAAGAGUCAUGAUGACAAAUUAUUUUUCUUCAAUUGCCUUGAGCAAAAUCGUUCUUCCAUUCAUGAUAAAACAGCAGUCUGGUCAUAUAGUUGGCAUAAGCAGCGUGCAGGGACGAAUCGCUCUGCCAUACAGAUCCGCGUACGGCGCGUCUAAGCACGCGUUGCAAGCUUGGUACGACACCGCUCGAGCAGAACUGGCGGACAGUAAUGUCAAAUUCACAGUUGUCAAUCCGGGAUACAUAAAAACGUCUCUUUCUCUGAACGCUUUAAUGGCAGAUGGACAAGCUUAUGGAUUGAUGGACAAAACAACCGAGAGUGGUUAUCAGGCAGAUUACGUGGCUCAGUGUAUCUUAAAAUCUAUAUUACAUCAGCAGAAGGAAAUUACCGUCGCGCCGCUCGCCCCAAAAGCUGCUAUAAUACUCAGAACCCUGUUUCCUUCGCUCUUCUUCUGGAUUAUGCAGAGGCGAGCGAGAAAGUUGGAUAAAGACAAAUAAUGUCUGCUGGUUAAUUAAAGCUAAUAUUCUUUUACGGUGACUCGGCUGAUUCGCAGUAAUUUAUGUGCAUUUUUGUAUAUAAUAUAUACAUAAGAAGUUAUUUAAAAAGGAAAGAAAAUAACGUUAAGUAAGAAUAUAAAUGUCUAUAACUUAAUACGGAUAAAGAAUGCAUAAUUCUGAAUAGAGUACUAUCUACUAUUCUAGUAUGUCACACGCACACGCACGCAGGGAAUGGCGCUUAAUUAAAAUACACUAUUCAAAAGUAUAUUUUAUUUUUGUCGUAGCCAGUCAGCAUGACUAGUGAAAUAUCUUUACAUUAUGUACACUUUAUUACCAUGAAACUGAAACUGACACUGAAGCAUUCAGAUGACGAGUGUGCUAUCCAUCUCUUGAUAUAAAAAUAUCAACCCAAAAAAUCGACAAAGAAGUUUCAAACUUGUUUUAAACUCCAAUAAAGAUUCAGUAUCAUAUUAUUAUUUGAUUUUUAAGCACUAGAACUAAUCUAAUUUCUUUGGAAUUAGAUUAAACUGUGUGAUAUAUGUAAAA
Molecule: messenger RNA, 2086 nt
Organism: Ooceraea biroi (clonal raider ant)
Lineage: Eukaryota; Metazoa; Arthropoda; Insecta; Hymenoptera; Formicidae
Product: dehydrogenase/reductase SDR family protein 7-like
Cellular component (GO): membrane
Molecular function (GO): oxidoreductase activity
Source: RefSeq, a predicted model, not a curated record